AUGGUCCAAUCAUCAAGUCGAUGGGCGAAGCAAGUGAAGCGCCACCAUGAUGUGAUUCAUGGUAGAGCCAAACAAGGGAUCAUGCUGUCUUCGAUGGUCCUUCUUGUCAUUUACUCCAUCAACGCUUCCUUUUUGGGCAUUGAACGAGCCAAUCGAGAACUCUUGCUGCUCGACAACAAGUACAGUUCCUACUACCGGUAUGUCAAGACACAGUCACUGAAACCACAAAAUAGAUCCACAUACGAUGAGUACAAGAAAAAGUCACUGCAACCAUCAUUCCUACUAGAAGAUACUACCACUUUUCCAACCAAGGAAGAAACCUGUCAACACGUCCAGCCCAUCAUGACGACAACACAUCCACCACUGGUACGGACAACGGACUGGACGGUGGUGCUGUCGACCAACUCUGCCUUUGUCGACUUUUUCCAGAAUUGGUGGGAAUUCUACUUGGAUCUUGCCAUUCAUGAUAAUAAGAUACAAGUGCUGGUGCUAGCAGAAGACGACCAUGCGUAUGAGACACUGACCAACAUGACACGACAAUACCACAAUGCACACUUUGUAGUGGUACGAACCGAUUACAAUACUUCCACAUCGCGACAAAGCGAAGGACACAACUAUGGAUCACGUCAAUAUCAAAAACUCAUGGUGACGCGACCAUCCAGACUCUUGAGUGUGGCAUGUUCCUUAUUGCCCGGCAAUAACAACUUGAUCUUUGCAGAUGUCGAUUCCGUCUGGAAAAAGAACCCUCUUCCAUUGUUACAAGAACAACUCAACAACUAUGACUUGGUCGCACAAGUAGACGACCCACUCGACACCCCCAUUGGAUACUGCGCCGGAUUCCUGGCCAUGAAAGUCAACACUGCCACACUCUAUUUACUGGCGCAAUGGGAUGCUGUUGCCACGGAACGAUUCCAAGCAAACCAACUUGAUCCAGGGGGAGAUCAGACUGUCUUGCGGGAACUCGUGGUCAACAUGGCAGGGUUGCGGCAUCACGGGCUCGACAUGACCUUGUUUCCACCCGGACGAAUCUAUUUCAAUACAACAACAAACGCGACGAGAAAAAAGGCUGUCGUGGUGCACAACAAUUGGAUUGUCGGUAGACGGUUCAAAGAAAUGAGAUUUCAGCAAUAUGGGUUAUGGAAACUGACCGGACGAGGGGAUAGGGUGGAUGCCUCGGAUCCAUAUUACAGAAUCAAAAAGCUAUUGCAACAAGCCGGUCGAAGUUACAAUACUAAUAAUGGGCUGAGAACAACCACAACAACAACAACAACAACAACAACAACAACAAAGCCUCAAGGAUAG
This is a messenger RNA of Seminavis robusta, 1302 nucleotides long. Lineage: Eukaryota; Bacillariophyta; Bacillariophyceae; Naviculales; Naviculaceae. The record is from the annotation of a GenBank genome assembly.